Vicia villosa (hairy vetch) is the source of this 342-nucleotide messenger RNA. RefSeq names its product cyclin-dependent protein kinase inhibitor SMR6-like. Gene Ontology annotation, biological process: regulation of DNA endoreduplication. The transcript has a single exon. Bases 1 to 342 code for a protein of 113 amino acids. The record is from RefSeq and is a predicted model, not a curated record. Lineage: Eukaryota; Viridiplantae; Streptophyta; Magnoliopsida; Fabales; Fabaceae.
AUGGGGUUACCAAAGAAAUCACAAGUGGAAACAGGGUUAGAAAAUUCAGAGAAAAACAAAAAAUGGCUCAUCAAUUUAAGAACACCGUUGAAUUUGAAGCCAAUAUACACAAUUCCUUUGAAGAAAAGUGAGCAAGAGGAAAGUGUCAUGGAGGAAGAGUGCUCAACAACACCAAAAGGGGAAGGAUCAAGAAUUCCAGCAACUUUGAUAUGUCCACCGGCUCCGAGGAAGCGAAAAUCGACUUUGAAAUGGAAUUAUCGCGGUAAAACAAGAGAAUUCUUCACUCCACCUGAGUUAGAAACCGUGUUCAUACGCAAUGUUGAAAGAACUAUAGCUAAUUGA